AGGCUGCUCAGAGCUCCUGUUUCGCGGUCGAUGCCUCAAUCUUCUUGACCCCCUUCUCCUCACUACCACCACCCGGCGUCCCCUCUUUUCCCUCCCCCUCCUCUCCCUCUCUCAGGCAACACCACCACCAUGGUCAAUUGGCAAGACCCUAAGCUGGUGGCCCGCCUCGGGGCUGCCCAGAUGCCCGUCCUCUUCUUUUGCAUCGGCAUCAUCUUCUAUGAUCAGAUCUAUCUGCUCAAGUUUGACUACAACCUCCUCAAGGCCUCCCGCCGACGUCGUCUGCCCCUCCUCGCCUACUUUGGCGCCAAGAUCUCGUGGUGGGUCUACGCCGUCCUCUGCAUCCUCGGCGCCAUGGGCGUCGGCCCCUACAACUGCAACGCCAUGGUCCGCGCGCUCGAGUUCUUCAUGAGCCUCAUCGCCCUCUGCUCCUCAUCUCUCCUCGCCGUGCGCACCGUCUGCGUCUGGCAGGACGAGAAGGCUAAGCGCAUCGUUGGCUGGACGGUCGGCUUCUUCACUUUUGCCCUUUCUGCCGUAUGGUUUGCGGGGGUGGCGGACAUCCACCUUAUGUGGGUGCCCAAUGGUGGGGGUGCUUGGCAGAACGGCGCCUGCGCACCCAUCAAGGUCGAGAUGCGCUACUUUGUCAAGUACAUCAUGACCAUCGUCUAUGACGCCCUUGUCCUUGUCCUCACCGUAGCGGGCGUCUUCCGCAUGUCAACCAAUGGCCGCACUCGCAUUGGCGCCUUGCUCGUACAGCAGGGUCUCCUCUACUUCCUUGCAACCUUGGCUGCCAACCUCGUUCCCGCCGUCAUCACCAUCCUGCAGCUCAGUCCCUUCAUGUCGCUGUACUUUGCCGUCCCUUCGAGCUUCGUCGCCGUACUGGCCAGCACGAGGCUGUACGUGCAACUGGCGCAAGAGGCUACCUCCCGCGUGGACAGCCAGGGCCGCCAGCAGCGCCACGGAGAGAACAACAAUGUCCAGUGGGGAUCAGGCGGUACCGGCUCAAACGGCAGCACCUCCUUCACAGAGAAGCUGUCCAACUUUAUGCACCGCAAUGCCGGCAACAACAACUCCCGAGCUUCUCGCAUCGCCAGCCCCACGGCACCUGGUGCACCAGGAGCAGCACGCGGUAUCGUCCCCAAGGCUUCGUGCGCUACCACCGUGGGCGGCCCCAGCAGCCCGCAUCGCAAAAAGGCCCCAGCCUUCUACAACUCUGCGCAUCACGACGACUCGCUAGACAUUCGCUCGUUCCAGGACUCGGCGGCCAGCAGCGGUGACUUGGAGAAGCAGCCCAGCCCUAACAACAAUGUUGGCGUUGACUCCAGUCUCGCGCACGGCGUGUCCACAACGCUGUCACACGAUCACGAGCAUGACGGGCCCGUUGACUUCGAUGGCAAUGCGCCCGUGCUACCAGCACCAUUCGUCGCUGCUAUUGACUUGCAGCCUGGAGAGGAGGGUCGCAUAUCGGCAGGGUCGCGCCCUUCCUUCCAGCAACAGCAGCCUGCCCCCACACUCAGCUACUGCGGCAGUGAAAACGACGCUGUCCUCCCUUCGCCCGUCAGCGCUCAGACGCAGCAGCAGGGACGUCAUCACCCCUUCAGCGCUGCAGGUCAGGCAAUGAGCAACGUCCGUCUCCCCCGCAUGCCCGUUGUCCCGCCUACGGCUCAGUCGGGACGUCGUCAACAGGGUACCGCGCAGGAUCGAAGUGGACUUAGAGGCAUCAUCGUUGAGCAGACGAGGGAGGAACUGUCCGAGUAGACGUGCCUGGCAAGUGUAGCCCUCAAGCUUCACCCGCACCAUCGCUUUCCGUCUGGCCCUCGCCUCCUUGUCAUCACUCAUACCAAGUCUAGCACCCCUGCUUCGCAUCUCUUCUGUGCAGCAUCGCACCACAUGCCGUGUCUCUCCCACUUUCUCUCCUUUUCGGUGUUACUUCUUCCUUGGCCUCUUCCUUUCCCUCUCUUUUGGAUGCCGUCCACCCCAUGUAGCAACUUCUUCUCCUGUCCUUCAUAGCAUCA
Molecule: messenger RNA, 2012 nt
Organism: Jaminaea rosea
Lineage: Eukaryota; Fungi; Basidiomycota; Exobasidiomycetes; Microstromatales
Exons: 3
Coding region: 130-1755 (541 amino acids)
Source: RefSeq, a predicted model, not a curated record